Pleurotus ostreatus (oyster mushroom) is the source of this 1503-nucleotide messenger RNA. RefSeq names its product aldehyde dehydrogenase (NAD(P)(+)) ald5. Bases 1 to 1503 code for a protein of 500 amino acids. The transcript is spliced from 10 exons. Lineage: Eukaryota; Fungi; Basidiomycota; Agaricomycetes; Agaricales; Pleurotaceae. The record is from RefSeq and is a predicted model, not a curated record. Gene Ontology annotation, molecular function: aldehyde dehydrogenase (NAD+) activity.
AUGCCAGGAGUCUUCUCUUACGAGUUCAACAGCAAUGUUUGGAAAGGAAAGACUGAAUUCAACACCGGUCUCUUCCUUGGUGGUGAAUUCGUCGACGGAUCAGACAAAGAGACGAUCGAUGUCAUCAAUCCAACCAACGGAAAGUUAAUUACCAAGGUUUCUUUGGGAACGAAGGCGGACGUCGAUACCGCAGUCAAACUUGCCCACAAGGCCCUUGAGACGACAUGGGGUCUGAACGCGGGUGGCGCAGAACGGGCCGCCAUGCUCCGGAAGCUUGGAGACCUGAUGUAUGAUCACAGGGAAGAAUUGGCGGCAAUUGAAGCCCUUGAUAAUGGCAAGACCUUCGGAUGGGCCCUGGAUGUAGACAUCACGUUCUCCACGGACACUAUCAAGUAUUACGCCGGUUGGGCUGACAAAAUCUCAGGUCAAACCAUCGAAACCGACGAAAAGAAGCUCUGCUACACGAGACACGAGCCUAUCGGCAUUGUCGGCCAAAUCAUUCCAUGGAACUUCCCAUUGCUCAUGCUCACAUGGAAAAUCGGCCCGGCACUCGCAACAGGAAACGCCAUCAUCCUCAAACCCUCAGAGUUCACGCCGCUGACUGCUCUUCGUAUGGCUGCGCUGAUCAAGGAGGCCGGCUUUCCGGAUGGCUCAGUCAGCUUCAUUACCGGCUACGGUCACAUCGUUGGCGAAGCUAUCUCUUCCCACAUGGAGAUCGACAAAGUUGCCUUCACUGGAUCGACACUUGUCGGUCGUAAGAUCAUGGAAGCAGCCGCCAAGAGUAACUUAAAGAACGUAACACUCGAACUCGGCGGGAAAUCGCCUAACGUUAUUUUUAAUGACGCGGACCUCGAGCAGGCUGUUGGAUGGGCUGCUCACGGCAUCUUCUGGAAUCACGGUCAAGCUUGCUGCGCUGGUUCCAGAAUCUUCGUCCAAGAAGGCAUUUACGACGAAUUCUUGAAGCGCUUCACAGAGCGAACGAAGUCUUUGAAGGUUGGCGAUCCAUUCGAAGUAGGCGUCGAUCAAGGACCUUUGGUUUCGAAGCCCCACUUCGACCGUGUCAUGGGCUACAUCAAGUCAGGAAUAGAACAAGGAGCUACAUUGCACCAUGGUGGCGCCGAGCAUACUGGCGAUGGGUUUUUCGUUAACCCUACCAUAUUCACCGACACUACUCCAGACAUGAAGAUUGUCCAGGAGGAGAUCUUUGGUCCUGUUGGCGUGGUCAUCAAGUUCAAGGACGAAGAUGAUGUCGUGCGCUUAGCGAAUGACACUGUGUAUGGUCUCGCCGCCAUCGUCUUCAGUCAAGAUAUUAAUCGGGCCCUCGAGACCGCACAUCGCCUAAAGGCCGGCACAGUUUGGGUCAACUGCGCGAACCAAUUGCACGCAAACGUGCCUUUUGGAGGCUUCAAGCAGUCAGGUAUAGGUCGUGAACUCGGAGAAUAUGCUCUGCACAAUUACACAAACAUCAAGGCCGUCCACGUCAACUUCCGUCACAGAAAGUAA